AUUUAUAAUUAUUAUCAAACUGAAAUUCAUUCGCGUGCAUUGUUUCUUUAGCUUUCUUUAUGCGCGUUUACUGAAUUCAAUAUAAACAAAUUUAAAACCGAAUAUCCGUAAAUAAUAUAUUAUAAUGUCAACUGUUUGGCGUACUCUAAAAGUUUCUGCUGAAGAAUUAAGAUUAGAUAAAACUUUAAAAUGUGGUCAGUCGUUUAGGUGGAAAGUUUCCGGAAAAAAUGAAUGGUCAUGUGCUUUCAAAGGAAGGCUUAUCACUUUAAAACAAACACCUUCGGAUAUUGAAUACCGAACGUAUUGCGACGUUUCCUCUUUCCACGAGUUGGAUAAAUUACAUGAAUUCUUGAUAGAUUAUUUCCAAUUAAAUACCGUUAGCUUAAGCGAAUGUUAUACUAAAUGGAGUAAAGCAGAUAAGCAUUUUGCAAAAAUAGCUCAAAAAUUCAAAGGUAUUAGGAUACUACGACAAGAUCCAAUCGAAAAUUUAUUUUGUUUUAUUUGUUCGACUAAUAAUAACAUCAACCGAAUUACUCAGAUGGUUGAAAAAUUGUGUCGUCAAUAUGGUGAUAAAGUAUAUACAUUGAAUGGAGAAGACUAUUUUGAUUUUCCUACAUUAGAAAAACUUACAUCACCGAAUGUUGAAGAUGAAUUGAGAAAACUUGGAUUUGGAUAUCGUGCAAGAUAUAUCGUACAAACUGCUAAAUAUAUUUGUGAGAAUUUUCCAGAUGGUAAUAUUUGGCUAUAUAACUUACGAAAUUUGGAUUACAAGGAAGCGCAUGCCGCUCUUUUGAAACUAUCCGGUGUUGGACCUAAGGUUGCUGAUUGUGUAUGUUUAAUGUCAUUAAACAAACAUAAUGCUAUACCAGUUGAUACACAUGUUUGGCAAAUCGCUCAAAGGAAAUAUGGAUUUAGCGUAAAAACAAAAGGAAAAUCGAAUUCAUUGACAUCUCGUAAUUAUGAAGCUGUUGGCGAUCAUUUUCGAAAGAUUUUUGGAGAAUACAGCGGAUGGGCUCAUUCUGUAAAUUUUGUUUAUAUGUUAUUUUUAUAAAUUGCUUUGUUUAUUGAACACUUUUUUUUUUAAAAAAAAA
Messenger RNA from Rhizophagus irregularis DAOM 181602=DAOM 197198, 1091 nucleotides. RefSeq lists its product as uncharacterized. Gene Ontology annotation, biological process: base-excision repair; base-excision repair, AP site formation; nucleotide-excision repair. Gene Ontology annotation, molecular function: damaged DNA binding; 8-oxo-7,8-dihydroguanine DNA N-glycosylase activity. Gene Ontology annotation, cellular component: nucleus. Lineage: Eukaryota; Fungi; Glomeromycota; Glomeromycetes; Glomerales; Glomeraceae. The record is from RefSeq and is a predicted model, not a curated record.